AUGGCCACUGUGCUGCUACCCUGCCCUGUGCCUCUGGCUCCCUCUGGUGUACACUUUCGGCGACAGCUGCUGCAGCUUCUUGCUCUUGGGCCCCCUCUGCUUUCCCCUCUGGUCCUGUCCUGCCUGGAUCAACUCUGGUCCUCCCACGCCCUCUGGUCCUGUCCUGCCUGGAUCAACUCUGGUCCUCCCACGCCCUCUGGUCCUGUCCUGCCUGGAUCAACUCUGGUCCUCCCACGCCCUCUGGACGGCAUCCACAGCCUACCACCAGGGAAGAGACAGGUGAUGGAGAAAUUUUUUAAGCCUGUUCACAGCCCCUCUGACCCAGACGAGGUUAAGCCGCGGAAGCACCACCACCAUCAUCCUCUUCACCAUCACCAAGACCCUCAGUCACACAGGUACACAAUGUUUGAUGACACAGACAGAAAUACAGAUGGAAGCCAUGGGCACCACCGUCACCACCAACAUGGUCACCAGGUCCAUGACAGCCCUCAUCACGAUGCCCACCAUCACCAUCAAACACAGCAGUUUCACCACAGUGAAGAGGAUGAGAUACAUUACAACUGUGAAACACAUGUAACUCUCUCCAGGGCUUCUUCCUCUUCCCUCUCUUCCUCUUCUUCCUACUCCUCUUUUUCCUCUUGGCACACAGAGGCGAGUGCAAAUGAUCCCUUCUCUCUCCGUCAUGCUGAGCAGCCACAGCAUUCCCUGUCCUGCUCCAACAUCACAGAUGUGCGCAGGGGCUUCAGGGAAGACCUCAGCACCGAGCCCAUUGUCUUUGCUAGCAUCAAACAUGACAAGAAAGGCAGUGUUUGUAGUGAGUUAGGGAACACACAAAAGAGGGGAAAGCGGGGUUUUCAUACUCUUGACCGAUGUCACAGCAGAAGUGAUGAAGCCCUUCUGCAGGGUAAUGAAAGUGAUGGAGAACGAUCCAAGGUACCGCACAUGAACUAUGGACCUCUGUAUAAGACAGCUAGUUUGAACAGAAGCCUGGCUUUCAGUGAAGAGGAUAUUCUGUUAGGGGUCUCCAGGGGCCCCAAAAGAGCGGUGUCCUCCAUCCAGCUACCUGUCAAAAGCAUCCUCAAAAACAAGGAGCCUCAUGGUGACAUUCGUAAGGCGAAGUCGAUGGAGGUGCUGUCCCCAAGAGUUUCGAAAGGACAAGAUCCCAGUGGACAGAAGGGGAGGGGUGCCACUCAAGUCCAGGUAGAGCAAGCUAGGACAAAUUUUGUGCAGGGAAAAUUACAAUUCUCAGCCUUUCUAGAUGAGAUUACAAAACAGGUUAUAAGUCCCUCAGCUCUCACCAUCUUGGGUGUGAACAAAAAUAAAAUUACUGGGAAGACACCUGCUGCCCCAGCCCAAACCCCUGGCCCAGUCAAGCCUCAACUCCCACCCAAGAAGCACAAAGAGAGCUCAAGGGAGGAGAGGGAGCAGCACCUGAAACAGCACAGCAGACAGGAAAAAGCUGCUAACAGCAGCUCCUGGAAACACUCAGACUACUCCAAUCAUGGCAAACUGAUCUCAUAUGCAGCUAAGAACCACCACAGUAGCCCCCCGCCUCAUCAUUACCCCGACUCCCCCAGUCAAAAUACUCACCACGGAAACAGCCGUAAAGACAGGAGGCCGUCGCCCACUGGGAGCUCUGUGUCAGGGGACAGAUAUGGUAGAUGUGGCCCUCACUUCACAGAUGACACCAGCACCAGCCCUGAGCCCAGCCAGCCCAAACAACACCACCACCGCAAACAGCAGCAACAUACCCAGAACUUCCCUCAGCACCAGCCUCAACAGGAGCACCCUGGCCUUGGGCACAGAGGGCCCACCAGCUCCCCUCCAUCCUCAGCCCAGGGUGUAGGGCCAGGUCUGGGAUCUGAAUCUUCCUCCACAAAAUCUGAUUCACCCAGGGCCAGAGACACGGCCUCCACAGCUACCAGUCACAGCUCUAACAUGAGUGGUCGACACCAUUCACAGCAUGUGGGGCACUCUAAACAACGCAGGGACACACUGUGUGAUGCUGACUAUCUACAGGCGCUGCAGGAGGAGAAUACAGAUCUUCACCAAAACUUGUUGCAGACUGUGGUUUGCAUCGAAAGCCUGGAGAUGGAGUUGCAGAGGACUAGGGAUGAGCUCAGCCAUGUCAAGGAGAAAUAUAAAAGCCUUCUAGAGACCCACUCUGGGACCAAGGAGGCCAAUAACCUGCUGGGAGAACACUUGCAUAUAGCGUCAGAGAGCCUGAGCAGUGAGAGGAAGUACCUACUAAACCGUGUGUCUCAGCUGAGCUCAGAGUUGGAGGAUGCCCACAGGACCAUGGCAGCCCUGGAGAACAUCAAUGUACCGUGCUUAAUAAAGGAGUUACUGGAGAAGCACUUUGAUUCAGCUGAGGCCAUACAGAAGUUUCUGACGACCUCUGCUCCAAUCAGAUAUCCUGACACCUCUCCACAAGCACACGGCCAAUCCCACGCUCCUCAAGUGGAAGAAGCAGCACCUGAUUGGUUGAUGAAAUCAGAGGCAGGUCCGCAGAGGGUCACAGCUUUCAUACCAUUUAAACAGGGAGUGCAAACAGCAGGAACUGAAAAUAGUCUCUUAGGCCAGCAUGAGUCUAGCCACAGCCCACCUUUCUCUGUAGCUGACAUCAGUACUGCUAUCUAUAAGAAAAUGGCUGCCAGUUAUGGUGCCAGGCCACAGUCUCUCUAUCCCCAAAGCCAACCACAGCCUCAACUGGGCACUAACCACGCUGACACCCCUCCAAAUUUCCAGCAGGCCAAUAUGGGUAGUGACAGCUGGGGUGGGAAGGGAGGGGUGAAGGUAACGCUUUUGGAGCAGGACGUUGUGGAUGUGACCUCCAUGUCAGCCCAGCAGAUCCUGGAUGAGUUCAUGCAGCAGCUGCAGACCCGUAACGAGGCGGGUGCAGGGAAGGAGCAGCAGGGUGGGCAGGAGUGGGUGGGAGGAGCAGAACAAACAGGCAAAGUGGCAGACUGA
Messenger RNA from Micropterus dolomieu (smallmouth bass), 2970 nucleotides. RefSeq lists its product as uncharacterized. Bases 1 to 2970 code for a protein of 989 amino acids. The record is from RefSeq and is a predicted model, not a curated record. NCBI's taxonomy places the organism in Eukaryota, Metazoa, Chordata, Actinopteri, Centrarchiformes, Centrarchidae. The transcript is spliced from 8 exons.